AUGGUGCCAGCGGAGUUAGAAUUGAUUAAGUAUCUCGGAAAGGGUUCGUUCGGUUCAGUGAGUCUCUUCAAGUAUUCGAAACCACACUCGACGCUGUACACUGCGGUGAAGAUUUCCAACUACAAAAACGCCGAGUCCCUUGUUAAAGAGUUUCAAAUCCUGUCCCAGUUCAAGGGUUGUCCGAGAAUUGUCCAGUGCUAUGAAAACAGAUUGAUAGAGAGCUUGAACGUUGAGGGUAACAUAGAGUAUAUGAUGCUAAUGGAGUAUGCAUCUGGAGGAAGCUUGAGGACUUUCAUGAACCGAUCCAAAGACAAGAAAUUGCCUGAUCCUUUGAUCAAAGAGUUUACUCGUAUGAUUCUCGAAGGCUUAGCCACCAUUCACGGCCACGGCUAUGUUCACUGUGAUCUCAAACCCGAAAACAUUCUUGUUUUUCCGAAGUGUGUCUACAAGAAGGGCGCGUGGAGGUCGUCUUAUGAGUUGAAGAUUUCUGAUUUAGGGUUGUCGAAAAAAGAUGGAGACAUGAAGUGGUGGCAUCCUUGUCGUCCGUAUGCGGGAACGGCCAUCUACAUGUCGCCGGAAUCGGUUUCUCGCGGAGAGACAGGGAGAGGACUUGAUUUAUGGUCGUUGGGAUGUGUAGUGUUGGAGAUGUACACUGGAAAGAAACCAUGGUGGCAUAGAAACUAUGACUUGGAAGAUCUCAAGAAGUGGUACGCGCCACUUAUUCCGAGUGAUCUUCCUUGCGAUGCAAAGCACUUUAUCAUGUCUUGCUUCACGUUGAAUAAUGAGGAGAGAAGAGAUGCGUUGACGUUGUUGAAGCAUAGCUUCUUGAGUGGGGAGGUUAACAAGAUCACAAAGUCUCAUGUGAAGAAUGAGAGUCCGAAGGAAGUUGCACUGACAUUGGGGACAGUUGUGAAGAGGCCAUCAAAAGUUACGUCUAUUUUCCAAAAAGCCGGAGAAUUGAUAAAGAUCAUCAAGAGGCAGCCAAGAACACCAAGAUCCAAUUUGCUUCCUGUUCACCAGCUUUGUUGUCCCUUGGCAGAACCAUCUCUAAAGUCUUGGUUUUUCAUUUAUGUUUUUCUCUGUGUUGAAAUAUGGUUUGUAUUGGGGAGAUUGAGAGAUGAUGAUGGAACAAAUACAAGUUCAGGAACUGAUGUGAGGAUUAAGUAA
Messenger RNA from Capsella rubella, 1167 nucleotides. RefSeq names its product mitogen-activated protein kinase kinase 1. Gene Ontology annotation, molecular function: protein kinase activity; ATP binding. Lineage: Eukaryota; Viridiplantae; Streptophyta; Magnoliopsida; Brassicales; Brassicaceae. Gene Ontology annotation, biological process: protein phosphorylation. The record is from RefSeq and is a predicted model, not a curated record. The transcript has 2 exons. Bases 1 to 1167 code for a protein of 388 amino acids.